UACAUCAUGCACAAUUACAGAGCUGUUGCCGGGGAAUAAACUAUUCUAAGAAAAAGAAGAUUCUGUGAUUUUACUUCGACCGGAAUAGUGAAUUUAUUUCAAGGUUCUGUGCAAUCAUGUCAUUUGGCUUCACUACUUGUUCGGAGUAUUGUUCAUUUAUAUUCUGGAUAUAAAACUCCAUCCAUUUGUGUCUGCUAACUGUGCUUCAAAGAACGCAACUGUCUUAGAAUUUCUCGACAAAAGACUGGCCGGUAGGCCUCUUGCCGUCGGCGAAAGUGCCAUUUGCGAUUACUAUCUGGAUGAAAGAUGGUAUUCCAUGUACAGCUACACACUGGCUUCUACCAGUGCUGGGUGUGGCACAGACUAUAACUGGUACAGAACGGGUGAGCUUCCGACGGAAAAAAAUGUUGAAGUACCUUUGGAAAUGUGUAGAAAUGGCAUUGGCGAUGCGUGUGACCGAAAUGUGAAAGCAAGAACAAUGCUUUGUGACGAUGGCUCUUAUAUAUUUUUCCUUCCGUAUGUGUUGGGAUGUCCAGAGGCAUACUGCAUUGAGAGCCGAGACAAUAAAACUUCGAAAGUGAACGACGAACCACCAAACAUCACUGAAACUAAAAUUGUCCUGGAAACAGCUACUGCAUUUCGUGACGGACGAAAUGUGCUGGAAUUUUAUUGCGAUUUCGCUACCGCUCCAAACACGUCGUUAUUUUAUAUGGCCACUUAUGCGAUAACAACGGGACAACUCGUUACAAAUGAAUUGUACGUUUCCGAACGUGCUCAGUACCAGAACAAGACACAAUUCAGAGAGAGGGUUAAAAUGACUGAGACUGAUCUACAACAGAAAAUAGCACGACCAUUAGGGAUCCACAUGGAAUGUUACAUCGAAGCAAGUUACCAAGCUGCAUCAGCAAAGAGCAAUCAGGUGGUCAGCAAACCGAAGUUUAUUGGAAUAGAGUGUUUAAACAAAGAAAAUCUGACGCUUGACAGCAAGAGUCCUCUACAUUUACAGUUUCGACCUACAAUACCAUUCGGAUGUAAAAACGGUGGUCCAACGUGCGAAUUAAACAUUGAGCUGUACACUCCAACACCAACACAAUGCAAACUACCAGAGCCUGUUUCAAAGAUGAGCAAUCUAAUACGGAGGAGAACAUCAUGCGGGCUAGUAAUUUCAAACGAUAUAAAAAAGACGUAUAACCUCACAGUACAUAAUUUACCGGGUUCGCUUAGAAAUACAGGCAACAUGAGGCUGAAAUUUACACUUUUCUUGCGAACAAUAGAAAAUUAUCACAAUCAUCCAUUUUUCGGAGGAUAUCAACUUGACCCAAUAACGGUCAGUAUCAAUGAUGACAAACCGCCUAAAUUGUUGGGCGCCCAAUGUUACUCUACUACAGAUCCAAGAAUGAGAACAUUUGAUAGAAGAUAUUAUAGUCUUCAAGAAAGAGGUACCUUCAUAUUGUAUAAAAGUAACAGUUUGGAACAAGAGGUGCAGAUGAAAACAACAGCAUGCUCACCAGGCUCUAGUGUGUACUGUAAUUGUGGUGUGGCAGUUCGAGCAGGAAGAGAUCUGUAUGUGUUAGAUUUAUGCAACAAUAACCGUAUCAAGACUGGUAUGUUUAGAGUAUGCGAUCAUGGACUUAUGGUGAAGGAGCUAUCUGCUGGGAUCGGUUCUGAAACGUUGGUACUCCCAUCUGGGGCACAAGUGAACAUUAUUAUUAGAUCGAUUCAUCUUCACAUUUAUAUAAGCCCAUCUGCUAAUGAUUACCUUGACACGGACGGGCUUUGUGGAUCUUUUGAUGGUGAUUCUGCUAACGACGAUGUAUUAAAUUUCAAAAAAUGGCGAGUUGACAAUAAUCGAAAACACCUGGACUUAUUCAACUGGAAAAACGACGCAAGGCUACCAGAAUGGAGCGAAGAUACUUUUUUAUGCAAAUGUCCUCAAUUAAAAAACCGAUUUGAGACACGAGUCGAAUGCCACUCUGAGUCACAGAAAACAUGUGAUCCCGAUUCAAAAACAAGAGGUACAGGCAGUAUGUUAAGAAAAGUCAGACGAUGCAUGACUACUACGUCAAUAACAAAGCGCGAUGGCACGAAGCAUUUUAAAAUGGUGCAUGAUUUCUACAGAAGUACUAAAACAGCCUUUGUAUCUAAACUUGAAAAAAGACAAACCAAAACUCCUGAAUUUCUGUCAAAGAGAUCAGCGGAAAUACCGUACACCGAAGAAACAGCAUAUACGGAUUGUAUGAAAGUGUUAAAUACAACCGCGUUUCAGAUGUGCAGUGAUAUUCCAGGGUUGAAUUUUACCAGUUUUAUUACGCACUGCGUCCUUGAUGCUGUAGAUUCAAAUAGCAUGUACUGGACCCAAAGUUACUUGGAGGGAAUAAAAUCGAAAUGUGUUUAUGAAAUAAAGGCUGAACAGCCGCUACCCCCAGAAGAAUAUGAAGGACUGACAAUUGAAAUAAACGGAACUACGACAACUUUCGAAAAUAUAACGGAAAACAAUAUUACAUUACCUAAAAUAGAGACCAUCCCUGAAUUCAGCGAAGAAAAUCUAAAGGCUAUUGAAAGUGUUGUCUGUUUGAAUGAGUGCAGUAAUCAAGGAAACUGUGUUAAUGGCACGUGUGAAUGUAAUGAGCCUUUCAUUGGGAGUGAUUGCUCAAUAGACUCAUCACUUCCUCCGGAGAUGUUAGGAAUACCAGAUGAAGGCAUGUGUGACUACCAGCAAAGACCAUGUAACAUUAUUUACAUUUAUGCAGACAACAUUGCGGACACAGGCUUUAUGUGUCGUCUGACUCCUUUUGAGGUGACUUCCAGUGAGGUCACAUACCAGCACGAAAAAACAAUUGAGAUUCCCGGAAUAAUCAAUGGUUUUUCCGAAGUAGCUUGCGACAUAGCGGACCAUCGAGCAAAACGCUCUGCGACAAUGGAUUUCCCAAACGAAAUUAUUGCUAUUGGGUUUCGUGUUGGCUUAAGCAAUAACAACAAAACGUACAGUGAAGAGGAUUCUGUUGUUCACUUUGAUUCAGAUUGUGUUCAAUGUGAAAAACAUGCCGGAAACGUCGCGUGCGAGGAGCUGCCUGGAUUUUGCGUUAGUAACGGACGAUGCUACGAGGUCAAUGAGACACACCAGUGUUUAAAGUGCUCAAGAAAAUCAGAUGAAACGCACUUCUGGAAGCCAGACUGCGAAAACAACACUGUCACUCUCAAACCGGGUAUAGAGACGGUACCGACUUCUGGUGACGACACAUGGUUGAUACUAGCUAUUGUUAGUUCCGUCAUUGGCGUGCUGAUUCUGGUUGUCGGGGCAGUCGUAGUAAAAAGGUGUAAGAGACGGCAGGAAAACGUAGACAUCCAGAGUAAGAAUGCCAAAGAUGGAGUCAAUAUUCCCCUGUGCGAAUUAAAGUAAACCAGUCUUUUUUUCAGAGAAUCGAGAUGACAUUCAAAAGUGAAAAUACUUAUAAACACAAUUGACCUGUAAUCCGUUAAACGAAAUAAACAUGUUUGCUGUUUAUAAACUAUAAGUAUAAUUAUUUUAAUAGUAAUUGUUAAAAUAGUAUGCGAUGUAUUAUAUACGUCAUGUAUAAGUUUGGUAUAAGCAUCAAAUCGUAAACUAUAUCUGAUUUUGUGCUUUUACAUUUAUGCACACCAGGUGUUGUAGCAGUUACGUUAUUCUACAAGUAAAUGUUUGAGCAUAUAAGGAAAAUUGUUGUGUCAAUCAUAAACGCAUUGUUUACAGUUUUGUCCAUCAAAAUAUGAUUGUGUGUUUCACAUAGAAAAAAUAUUUUUGUGAUUUUUGUGUCACUAAAAUGUUAAAAAUAAGGUUCUAAAGUGUGCUGAACCUCAUCCCGAUACAUAUGGCUCAAUCUCUGUUGUGUUCGAUGUUUUUGUUUAUGUCUACGAAUAAUCUCAUAUAUAAAUUACUGUUCUUGAACGAUUAGUAUUAAUUUUCCUCCUGAUUGAGUGAAAGGCUAAUAAAAAAAAAAUACCUUGUGUUUAAAAGUAUGUUCACCUAACCUAUUAUAAAUUAACAUCAACUUUUGUAUGUCAGUAACUUUCUCUGCGGUCUAUAUUAUUACGACUUUUGUUUAUAUGCUACAUAAACCAAAGGCCCCAUUUUCUCGUAACUUCUUAAGUCUCUUAUAACCGGAUUAAGCUAAACUCACUAUUUUUGUUUUUCAAUAAUUUGCAUAAUAUUUACUUCUUUAAAGUUUUGAUACUUUACAUAGGAAUUGUCUUUAUCUUAAUUACAUUCAACCAAUUUGCAUUAAUCAAAAUUCAAUUAAAGUAUGUAUUUUAGCUAAUUGAAAUAACCUACUUAAGUCUGUUAAGCUUAAGAAGUUUCGAGAAAUUUGGGCCAGGAAAGAAUAUGUUUACCGCAGUGCAGUGAGAGUGGUCCCUGAGUGCAGAUCAAUAGUACCAAGGAUCGAAUCCUGCUGUAGACGCACAUAUUUCUAUUUUUUCUUAUUGUCGAUUUCCAUUUUAAUCAUCAUACUAAUAAAGUUUGUUGUUUUUUUUAUUAAUCACCAUGAAUGAGUUUUCCGAUUUCGUAUUUAUUAUUAGGAUAACAUAAAAAUACUACUGCGAAAAUGCCUUAAAGGUCAAAUUUAGAAAAAAAACUGGGUUCUUGUGAAACACAGAAUAUAUGUUUUUAGUACGGCACAGUCAAAUAUGUAAACUGUUUUGUAUAUAGCUAUAGCAAAAAUGUAGUGUUAGUGCUUUAGAAAAAUACAAAUUUUUUCAAUGUUUACACUUGAGAUUUACGAAAUAUUCUUUGCCUACUUUAUAUUUAAUCACCAUAAACUUUAGAUGUGUUGUACUUGUUUUAUUUUGUAUAAGAAUGAAUUGAUUUUAUGUAAUGUUUAAUAUACGUGUUUAUAUUUAUAUAUUUUUAUACAGCUUCACUUUCAUUUAGCAUCAAACAAAUCAUAUUGUUCAAUCUGAUAUAAUGUUUAAAUCAACUUAAAACUCAUAAAUGGCCUCCGUUCUUCCAACGUGUUUCACUCGCAUUUUUCAAAUUAUGUAAUUAUGCUAUUUUUAAAUUCAUUUACAGUUGCUGUCAAUACUGUAUUUUUAUUAUGUUUUUAUCGUGAUGCUAAAAUUAAUUACAAUGCACGUGUAAUAUGUACGAUUGUUUUUAUGCCCCCGAAGGUGGGCAUAUUAAAAUCGCACCGUCCGUCCGUCCAUCCUUCCGUCCGUCCGUGUGUCCGGCUCAAUAACUCGUGUUCGGGCUGUAACUUUCCCUUGUAUGGACAGAUUUCAAAAUAACUUGCCACAUGUUUUCGGCAUACCAAGACGACGUGUCGCGUGCAAAACCCGUGUCCUUACCUCUUAGUUCAAGGUCACACUUGGUGUUUAUUCACAAUGGAAUGCUGCAUAUAAAGACAUAGAGUAUAGGUUGUCGUGUCCGGACUGUAACUUUCCCUUGUAUGGACAGAUUUUAAAAUAACUUGCCACAUGUGUUCGGCAUACCAAGACGACGUGUCGCGUGCAAAACCCGUGUCCUUACCUCUUAGUUCAAGGUCACACUUGGUGUUUAUUCACAAUGGAAUGCUGCAUAUAAAGACAUAGAGUAUAGGUUGUCGUGUCCGGACUGUAACUUUCCCUUGUAUGGACAGAUUUUAAAAUAACUUGCCACAUGUGUUCGGCAUACCAAGACGACGUGUCGCGUGCAAAACCCGUGUCCUUACCUCUUAGUUCAAGGUCACACUUGGUGUUUAUUCACAAUGGAAUGCUGCAUAUAAAGACAUAGAGUAUAGGUUGUCGUGUCCGGACUGUAACUUUCCCUUGUAUGGACAGAUUUUAAAAUAACUUGCCACAUGUGUUCGGCAUACCAAGACGACGUGUCGCGUGCAAAACCCGUGUCCCUACCUCUUAGGUCAAGGUCACACUUGGUGUUUAUUCACAAUGGAAUGCUGCAUAUAAGGACAUAGAGUAUAGGUUGUCGUGUCCGGGCUGUAACUUUCCCUUGUAUGGACAGAUUAUAAAAUAACUUGCCACAUGUGUUUGACAUACCAAGACAACGUGUCGGGUGCAGGACCCGUGUCACUAUUUCUUAGGUCAAGGUCACACCUAGUGUUUAUUCACAAUGGAAUGCUGCAUAUAAGGACAUAGAAUAUAGGUAGUGUUUGGGCUGUAACUUUCCCUUGUAUGGAUAGAAUUUAGAAUAACUUGCCACAUGUGUUCGACAUACCAAGACGACGUGUCGCGUGCAAGAACCGUGUCCCUACCUCUAAGGUCAAGGUCACACUUAGGUGUUUAUUCACAAUGGAGUGCUGCAUAUAAGGAUACAGAGUAUUGGUUGUUAUGUCCGGGCUGUAACUUUUUCUUGUAUGGACAGAUUUUGAAAUAUCUUGCCACAUGUGUUCGACAUACCAAGACGACGUGUCACGUGCAAGACCCAUGUCCCUACCUCUAAGGUGAAAGAUACACUUAGUGUUUAUUCACAAUGGAAUGCUGAAUAUAAGGACAUACGAAUGUAGGUUGUCAAGUAUGGGUGGUAUUUUUUAUGUUCAGAGGCAAUUUAAAAUAACUUGCCAUAUGUAUUUGUUUGAUCUUUAACUUUUCAUGUACUGACCUUGUUCAUAGGUCAAUGUCACAUUCGGGGGCAUUCGUCACAUACUGUGACAGCUCUUGUUUAUGUAUGUUUAUAUGCUAAUUCAUAAUUUGUAUUUAUGUAUACGUAUCAAAAAUAUAUUCAAUCUUAUGUA
Mya arenaria is the source of this 6701-nucleotide messenger RNA. RefSeq lists its product as uncharacterized. The coding region runs from base 317 to 3400 and encodes 1027 amino acids. NCBI's taxonomy places the organism in Eukaryota, Metazoa, Mollusca, Bivalvia, Myida, Myidae. The transcript is spliced from 19 exons. The record is from RefSeq and is a predicted model, not a curated record.